Messenger RNA from Mya arenaria, 5357 nucleotides. RefSeq lists its product as uncharacterized. The record is from RefSeq and is a predicted model, not a curated record. The coding region runs from base 80 to 994 and encodes 304 amino acids. Lineage: Eukaryota; Metazoa; Mollusca; Bivalvia; Myida; Myidae. The transcript has 7 exons.
GUAAACUUCCGGGAAAAGUUUGAUAUAAAUUUAAGCAUAUUUUUUACAUUUAAUUAGGUCUCACAAGUAACCAUUCAAAAUGUCUUACAGUGCGUUAUCAAAGAAAAACCGAAACCCAUAUGAGACACUUGAAAGAAUGCUUAAUAAGACAACUCUGUCAACUCAGCGAGUGGCACACUCAAACAUUGUCGAUCUUGGUGCUCAUAUGGUAUCAUCGAAGGCGGGGGAUUUUCAGGAGGAACAUGAGAGGGAACUACAGAAUGCCGUAGACGAGUCAGAGGAACGAGCUACGCGAGAACUGAAGGCAGCAUUGAAACGAAUGAGGGAGGAUAAGGAGGACGAGAAAAACAGAGCUCUACGCAAUCAGAAGGAUUAUUACGAGAAGAUAGCCCGUCGUGUUGAGGAACAGCGCAAUCGUGCCGAGGAGGAGCGAGAAAGAGAGCUCACACGCAAGUUUGAACGUGAGAAGGAAGAGGCACUUAAUGAACAGUGGCAUCAGUGUGAGAGACGAAAAGAAGAGGCUGUUGCCCUAGCAUGUGAAGAAUUGACCAGGAAGCUGAGACACGAGUUUGCCAUCGAGAAGGAACAGGCUAUAGCAGAAGCUCUCCAGAUUGCCAAGGAGAAGUACCAGAUCCGAGAGAGGAACACGAUAGAGAAGACUCGGCGAGAGUGCCAGGAGGAGGCUCGGCAGGAAGCAGAGAGAGUUGCAAAACUACACCAGCAGGAUAUAGACCGGUGUAAUGAGAGGUAUGACCUUUUGGAGAGAAAAUGGCUGAGAGAAGUAGACCAAAGAAAAAAUGUGGAACAGGAUUUCCGAGAGUUACAGGAUGACUACCGUCGGUUUAUGGAUUACACAGACGGCAUGUUCCAUUCGGAUUAUUUGAUGCAGUUACGACAUAUGGGCCAGAAACUUGCGGAAAAACAGAUUAAACCUGUCUCUUACGAGGACAUUGAAAAACAGUUUGGAUCGCAAGAUGAUGAAAUUGACUUUUAGUGCCUUCAAGAAAUUGUAAUAUUGCUUCAAAUCUCUGCAAUGUAUCGGAAUCCAUUGAAGGCAAACAUGGUAUAUAGUCUGCUAUGCAUACAAAAUGGCAGAGGGAUAUUUACCUGAAAACAACAACGACAGAGAACAUGGUUAAAGAAUCUGGCCCACAUAAAGCUAGUAUCUCCAUAGUGUUAAAUGUUGAUGCAUUGUGACCCCAUAUCAUUUUGAUAUCAAUUAAAAGGUAACAACUUGCUGAUAACUAAUAUGUAAACUAGAUAAUGAAUACAAGUUGACGCUGCUUACAUCUUUAUUUGAACUGAAAUUGGAUGCGAAAUGUGAAUUUAAGGGCAAAAAAGGUAGUUUUAUUAAGAAAAUUCAGUAUUUCAAUAUAGGAAAAGUUGUUGCAACUUUCAAAAUCUUUAUUUCAACAGAUACUUUGCAUUGUACAAAAAAAAUUUUUCCCAGCUCCACUGUGCAUAAUGAGAACAUUGUAAAUAUAUACCAGGCCUCAGUUUGAAUACAUCUUUAGUGUAAAACAUGUAUCUUAUUACAUCUUGCAAAAUAACUUACUUAAAUUUGAUUAAACCCCCGCCCCCCUCCCCCGAAAAAAAAUAAUUGUGAUUAUCUGAAAGAAAAUUUCCUGUACUGAAACAAAGAUAGUGUGCUGAGCAACACCUUGUUAUAAGGGACUUGAAAUUGUCUAGAAAUUUGUACUUGAUAAUACCGGUAAACAAUGUCUUAUAGAUUUGAAAAAAACAAAACAAAUAAUGUUAACAAAUUGGCUAUGUUUUUUUCUGGCUUGCUGUGAUAUAUUGUAUUUAUGAUGAAGUAUGUAUUUGUGUGUUCUUUUGGGUAUUGUCCAAAGACUGCGCUGUUGUGAUAUUCUACCAAAGACUAUGUCAUUUUUCAGGAUAACAGGGUUCACAAAAUGGCCUAAAAUCUACCUUAAUGUAUGAUUGAUUGGGUGGUUAUUGCUAAAUACAUGCAACUUUAACAGAGAACAUUAACUGCAUUAAAACUACAGCAAUAUAUGUUUAUUAUAUAUAUAUGUAUGUAAAAGGAAUUUAAAGGGAAUUUAUUAACCUGGGGGAAACCACCUUGUCCGAUUUGUAGUCACCCUGCCGGACAGGUGGGUUUCUCCUAGUACUCCUGUUUUCUCCCAACAACUCUCUUGCUUUUUCAAAUACUUGUUUCACAAUAGUUGUAAAAAUAUAAGUUUACCGGUAAACUACCAUAAAAUCAAUUCUGUAUGUCAUCGGAAAAAAGAAAAAUUUAACAAUUGUAAGUUGCCAGCAGAAGUUCAUAUACAAGAUAUAUUGUUCAUACAUUGUUUACAGAAACAGUACAGAAUGCUUCAGGCUUUCGUUUACAGAAACAGUACAAAAUACUUCAGGUUUUCUAAUGCUACUAAACAUUUAGACUAAAGUAUAGAUUUUAAGCUUUUUGGUGAUAGUUUCUUUGUUUUAUGUAAUGACUGUGUCCACUUAGUUAGUGGUUAGUGGUUGACUGGUGGUCAUUGCUCUUAAAUUUGUAAUAAGAAUGAUUUGAUUUUGGCUAAAAUUGUAGAACAUUAUUAAAUAUAGAGGGGAAUAACUUUGCCAAAAUGCAUUUUCAUAUGGCUUUGGCUAUAGUUAUGUCCCUUGGAUUGCAUGGCUGAAAAGCUGUUUUAUAUUAUAUAUAUAUUUAAUUCUUUUUAACAAGUUAUACAUCUAUAAAUUAUGAUAAUCGAUAUAAACUUAUUAAAAAUUGAGUAAAUUGUGCUAAAGUAAAUUUUUGAAAUUAAAUAUUGGUUUUGCAAGAACUUCGUUACUUUGUUUGGAAAUAUAAUUUGAAGGCAUUGUGUAUUCAUAUAAUUUAUUUGCUUGGCUGACAAAUGACUGUGAUGUGUUUGUCUUCAGUUUAAAUUUGUGUUCAUCAAAAGCGUACGUAACAGCAGUAACAUUCAUUUCAUUAAUAGAUUCCGUUUUAUUAUUUAUUUCAUUUAAGCAUUUUGCUUUUUUUAAGGUUAAGGGGCAGUUAACUGCCAUUGUAAAAUUCUGCCUUUUUUAAUGAGUUUGUUAUUAUUGGCUUGUUUUAUUCACUCUAAUAAUUUCAGUUGUUAAGCAAAUUUAAUGUUAAUUUCUUAUAAUGACUGAGCACUUGUUAAUAGUUAUUGAUGUUUUGUUGACAAGAUUUGACUGCACUAUUCUCCUGUAAUUAAGCUAAUGUAUUAUAUUAUAUCAUUAUCUUUGCAGUUGUUUUAUAUUGAUAAACAAUGGUUGUGGGAAUCAUGUCUCGUUAUAUUAUGAUUUGUCAUACAUUCUGAUUUGUUUGUUAAUGUUAUUAUUGUAUGACUUUCACUAUUUUGUAGACAUAAUCUGAUACUUGAGUGAAGUUUCUCUAAACAACCUCUUUGGAAUACUAGUCCAUAAUUAUGUACAUGUACAUACUUACUUUAUGAAUAUUAAGUUAGUAUUAUUUUCAUAAUUAGAAUAAUUUAACAAGCAUUAACAUUUUAUAAGUUAUGUGUCAUAUUCUUUUUAGUUGAUUGGAAAUUUUUAAGUUUGAUUUAACACUUUAAAAUGACUCUGUCAGUAAUGUUUAGGGACAACCAAUUAUGUGCCAACCCUGUAAAUCCCUUGUAUAGCGACUCCUGUCUUAGCUCUCUUAAAUCUUAUCAUACUGAUUUUUGGAUCAGAAGCUCACCUUUUUCCCUGUGAAAUUGCAUUUGAAAAUAUUCAGUAAUACUCCAGUUAUUCUAGAGAAAACUCCAUUUCUGGAGGAAAAUGGGCCCAUAACCUUUAUGUAUCUUUAUCAGAUCCCUGCUUACUCUUGAUUAACAGCAGCCUCCAAUCAAAUAAGAUUGAUAUUUUUCUGUGCAAUAGUAGUGCUAGGUAUCAUCAUUUAGAGACUUAUAGUGGACAACUAGUUUCAUGUAUCUUUGCAAUGUAUUAUCCUGCCAAAAACAAUGAUAAAUCUCCUAGUUUAGUGUGACAUAGGCUGCAUGUAGAAUAGAUAUUUCAGUAGACAAACAUUAUGCUUUUAUUAUUGAACUGUGACAAGCAGAAAAAGGUUUGAUUGUUUGAGGUGCGUCUAAUAGGAUAUUUAUGGUAUGGGGUUAGCAAAAAAUAUUACCCUAUGGUUUCCUUUUGGCAGUCCCUGCAGGGUUACAUGUUUAUGUUGAGAUGGUCAUAAAAAUCUUUCAAGGUUAUUUAGUGAGUGUUUUAUGUAAGAUGUGUUUUGCAUAAUGCUAAAAUUUGACAAUGUCAAGAGAUAUGACCUAAAAGUUUUCUUUUGCUGGUGCUUGCAGGGUGACAUGUUAAGAUGGUCAUCAUUAGAAAUUUUACAUGGUUAUUAACAGGUUUUUUAUGUAAAACAUGUUCCCUAUGAUGCUGAAAUUUGACAAUGGGCCGAUUGUUUAGAAAAUUGUUAAAAUUAACUUUCUUUUUUUUUUUAAAGUGAAAUAUGUUUUGAUGGGUUCAUAUUUGUUAUUCAAACAAUUACAGCUGAAACAGUUGUCUGACAUCGUAUAUAAAAUUCCAUAGAUCAAAAGAGUAUUCUUAAAACUUUCGGAGUAGUAAAGAUUUGAAAAUUAACAACAACAAUGUUUACAACUUUGUGAACUUUAAUGAAGUUCAGAACAAUCAACAAUUGGCCCAUUGGCAAUAGUUAACUCAAUGGCCCAUUUCUGCUUGCCACGGUUUACAUGUCGUUUCUUCCAUUUAGUGUUUUUCAAUGCUUACAGUAUUAUUCUAAUAGUAUUUAUUAUUAUGGUGAUAACAUAUUCAUUUGGUGGUAGAUUUGUAGCUGAGUGAUGGUUGUUACAAUUAUCCUAACUUGGAAUAAAAUGCCUGAUUAUGAACUAUUUGAUUGAUCAGGGACUGUUUUAUUUAUAAGGACUGAUUGGUUUUAUAUCAUAUUGAUGGUCAACCUUUAUCCAAAAUCAAGAUGUCAAUUAGAACAGUACUGCACUGAUUUUGCGCAUUAUAAGGACUGGGGCCAUAUUCUUAAAGCUUCUCACUUAGUGAAAAAUUUCAUUUUUUUAGCUAUGAAUAUUUUAAAUGCCCUCUAUUUUUCAUCAAAUUUAUUCAUACGGACAUUUUUCUUCAUUAUUUUCAUAUUUGGGGUGAAAACAUUGCAUGUUUACUUUCAAUUCAACUUAGAUCAAAAAGACAUUUUUUCAUUAAGACAGUUUAAAAAUAAAAACACAACUAAGAUGUUUUAUGAAUCCGGCCCCAGAUGGUAUCCAUUUUCAGGUAGCUUUGAGGAUAAAGUGUGUGGUUGUUUUUUUCAAAAUGCCAUUGUAUAUUAUACAAUUACAUACAUUAAUUAUUUACAUCUAGUUUUGUAUUUUGUUAAUUUUACAAAUAAUGAAAUAAAAUCUGAAAACAUC